Molecule: messenger RNA, 1085 nt
Organism: Contarinia nasturtii (swede midge)
Lineage: Eukaryota; Metazoa; Arthropoda; Insecta; Diptera; Cecidomyiidae
Gene: RPA2
Product: replication protein A 32 kDa subunit
Exons: 4
Coding region: 155-928 (257 amino acids)
Biological process (GO): nucleotide-excision repair; DNA replication; double-strand break repair via homologous recombination
Cellular component (GO): site of double-strand break; chromosome, telomeric region; nucleus
Molecular function (GO): DNA binding
Source: RefSeq, a predicted model, not a curated record
ACAUUCACAUUAUUUCAGUUUUGUAUUUGUUAUACGGACGCUGUACAAAACAAUUGAGCAUCAUUGUGAAAUCGUUGGAUUUUUUCAAUUUUCCAUAAUCGAAAUCAGUUGUGAUUAUUUGUAAAGUUGCGUCCACAAUCUUCAAUAAAUAAACAUGGAUGAAAGCUUUGGUGCCGGCGGUUUUGACGCAACUCAGGUCGGAGGUAGUGGUGUUCAAAAUGAUCAAAAGGCCGAGGGCGUUGUUCCGUUGGUCAUUCAACAGAUUAAAAAAGCGGCCGACAGUUUUCAGAUGUACGGCAUGUCAUUUGGUAUGGUAACAAUUGUUGGUAUUGUGCGAAAUAUUGAACAUUCAAGCACAAAAAUAACGUACACAAUCGAAGAUCAUACGGGUCAAAUUGAUGCACAUUAUUGGUUGGAUGGUGAUUCUGAAGCGGAUAGUAAGGCACCAUCAAUAUUGUUGAACACAUACGUUCGCAUAUUUGGAUCGGUUCGAAAUCAAGGUGGUGCAAAAGUAUUGAUGGUUUUCAAUAUUGAUGCAUUGUCAUCGAUCAAUGAAUUAACCACUCAUUUGCUUGAAGUAUUGAAUGCCCGUUAUAUGGCCGAAGAUUUUGCCAAGAUGGCCGGAGUAGGUGGUAGUGGUGGUGGAUACAAUGCCGGCUAUCAACCACAAACGAACAGUUUCAAUAACAAUUUCGGUGGUGGAGCAAGCGACAACAGCCUUGGCCUAACUGGAAAACAGCUGAUGCUUUACAAAGCGGUCAAAGAGUAUAAAGACGAUCUAACUGGAAUCAGCAAGCAGGAAUUGCACAAAAAAUUCAAUCAUAUUCCAAUGAAUGAAUUAGAAAAUAUCAUGGAGAAUAUGACAACCGAAGGUCACAUUUAUACGAGCAUUGAUUCGGAGCACUGGCUGCCAACUGAUGUUGAAUAAUUUGAUGAUACCAUCAAACAAAAUCGAAAAUACUUUUUGACGGCAUUUCACAUCCACAUUAUAAUCCCAAUGAGUAAAAGUGAUGAUUCCAUUGUUAUUGCAUUUGAUAAACAAAAAUAAUAAACAAAAUAAAAACCGAAAAAUAUCAUGAAUAAUA